Molecule: messenger RNA, 438 nt
Organism: Gigantopelta aegis
Lineage: Eukaryota; Metazoa; Mollusca; Gastropoda; Neomphalida; Peltospiridae
Exons: 1
Coding region: 1-438 (145 amino acids)
Biological process (GO): DNA transposition; DNA integration
Molecular function (GO): DNA binding
Source: RefSeq, a predicted model, not a curated record
AUGGUUCGACGACAACUCAGUUUGAAUGACAGGGGAAGGGCCAUUGGCUGGCUACAAGAUGGACACACUCAAAGAUCUGUGGCUCACCGUCUAAAUGUAAGCCAAAGUGUUAUCGGUAGACUCUGGCAGAGGUUCAGGACGACUAAUUCUAUUCAGAAUCGCUCCCGUUCUGGAAGACCACGAUCAACAACAGCACGAGAAGACCGUUUCCUGAUGAUAACGGCGUUGCGACAGCGUUUUGUGACCCCACAGCGUCUUCGCGACCAACCCAGAGCUGCUACAGGCAACAAUGUGUCUGACCAGACCAUUAGGAAUCGUCUGCGAGACCAAGGUUUGCGAUGUCAGCGUCCUGUAGUCCGACUACAGCUACUUGCCCGUCACAGAAGGGCUCGCCUUGAUUGGUGCAGACGUCAUAUCCGGUGGAACCGUGGGCAAUAG